AUGCCCCGUGAAAAUAUCGAAUUCCAAACGGCCGACCAUGUCACCUUGCGAGGUUGGUUCUUUCGGCCGUCAAUGGAGCCACUCGAAACAAGGCUGCCUUGCCUGGUCAUGUCUCAUGGGUUCUCAGCCUUGAAAGAAAUGGGACUUGACGCGUUUGCAGAAUAUUUUACUCUAAAUCUGCCCAUCAGCUGUCUAGUAUAUGACAACCGAGGAUUUGGUGACAGUGACACGAAGGAAGGCCAGCCUCGGCAGGAGGUUCUUCCCAGCCAACAGGCCAGCGAUAUAUCAGACGCCAUCACCUAUGCGCAGUCUAGAGCCGACGUUGACCCUAACCGCAUUGGUAUCUGGGGAAGUUCUUACAGCGGUGGACAUGUACUGUAUGUUGGAGCAGUUGACCGGCGUGUCAAGGUGGUGCUCUCCCAUGUUCCUUUCACCGAUGGGUGGGAGACCUUGAAUCGUCUCUUGCCGUCCGACGCAAUAGAUGGAGUAAACAAAGCAUUUCAAGAAGACCGAUUGGCCCGGGCUGCAGGUAAACCCGCUGGGAUGAUACCAGUGGUAGAUGAAGACCCUCUAAAACCAUCUACACUUCCUACACCGGAUAGCUAUCAGUUCUUCAGUGCGUGGGAAGCCAAGUCAAACUGGAAGAACGAGACCACGCUGAAAAGCGUCGAGGCGGCUCGUGGGUACAAUCCUGCUGCACAUAUCCACCAUAUCUCACCAACCCCGCUGUUGUUGACAGUGGCGGAGAACGAUGUCGUGGCUCCGACUGAUAUUGCUCUGGAUGCGUAUUCUCGGGCGGGAGAGCCAAAGAAACUGCAGAUCUUCCCGGGUGGUCAUUUUGAUGGUUAUGCCGGUGAAGGCUUCGAACACAACGCAUCAGUCCACGCAGACUUUCUGAAAGAGCAUUUGGUUGGAUAA
This is a messenger RNA of Penicillium mononematosum, 918 nucleotides long. RefSeq names its product alpha/beta hydrolase. The record is from RefSeq and is a predicted model, not a curated record. Gene Ontology annotation, molecular function: hydrolase activity. The transcript has 3 exons. NCBI's taxonomy places the organism in Eukaryota, Fungi, Ascomycota, Eurotiomycetes, Eurotiales, Aspergillaceae. Bases 1 to 918 code for a protein of 305 amino acids.